UGGGUAACGGAGGAGAGGCGAUUAGAUGGCCAUUCCUUGGGCAGUGUCACUGUCCACCAGCCGCUUCUUCCCCACCCGCUCCGCUAUCCUCCGCCGUCAAACCUCACCGUGUUCCGCCACUGCCACCAUGAGCACCGCCGGAGAACAGAACACUUCUGACACUGCCCAUUUGGACACAAUCUUCAAGCAGAAAAAGGCCCUCCGUUUGGUUGUUAAAAGAGAUCUCAAAUCCAUGGAUCCUACCCUUAGAUCCGAAGAAGAUGAAGCAAUACAAAGGAUUGUAAUGGAGGCCCCGUGGUUUAAGGCUUGCAAGGGAUUGUGCGCUUACAUAAGCUGUAGUGCCUUGCGAGAAGUAGAUACAAGCCGAAUACUAUCUCAUAUUCUCAGUAGCCAUUCAGAGAUGCGAAAGAAGCUAUUUGUUCCAAGAGUGGAGGAUAGGAACAGAAACAUGCGAAUGCUUAACAUUUCAAGCACUGAGGAUUUGAUUGCAAAUUCAAUGAACAUUCUGGAACCAGCUCCAUUAGAUGCUGAGGGGAAUGAACGCGAGGAUGUCUUGUUCGCUAAUGAGCCUGUUGAUUUGUUAAUUUUACCUGGACUUGCAUUUGACAAAGCUGGAAGACGGUUGGGCCGCGGUGGAGGAUACUAUGACACCUUUUUAUCAAGAUAUCAAGAGCUUGCCGAGAAGCGAAAUUGGAAGCAACCGCUCAAAGUUGCACUUUCUUACUCAGUUCAAAUAGUGGAUGAGGGUACUAUACCUCUAACUCCAAAUGACGUUCUUGUGGAUGCACUUGUAUCACCUUCUGGUGUGAUUCCUAUUAGUCCAGCUGCGCUGGAGUUUUGCCAGUGAGAAAACUGCUCUUAUGACAAGCUGCAGGACAAUUCUCAUCACAGCAUCAUCAUAGAGAUUGGGAUGGAAUCAGUCCUUAGUGAUUUGUGAUCUCUAAUACAAAUGCAUCAUCUAUCAUGUCAUCUGAAGAGGAACCACUUUGGUGCAAGAAUGUCUUUGUAAGUUUGGUAGCAUGUGUGUCAAUUGAGUUGAACCAUUCAUUUGUGGGCAAGGUUGGAUAUGAACAUAUCAGUUCCUUCCUAGAAUCUUUGAAAUAGUACUGUAUUUUUAGUUUCUUUAAUCUGAAUAUUA
Messenger RNA from Solanum lycopersicum (tomato), 1138 nucleotides. RefSeq names its product 5-formyltetrahydrofolate cycloligase. The record is from RefSeq and is marked validated. NCBI's taxonomy places the organism in Eukaryota, Viridiplantae, Streptophyta, Magnoliopsida, Solanales, Solanaceae. Gene Ontology annotation, biological process: tetrahydrofolate interconversion; folic acid-containing compound biosynthetic process. Gene Ontology annotation, molecular function: 5-formyltetrahydrofolate cyclo-ligase activity. Gene Ontology annotation, cellular component: mitochondrion.